AUGGUGUACCUGGCUGAUACAGCAGCCACGUGCUCCAUGUUCCGAUGCGCAAACGCGUUCGUGAACUACCGCGAGUGUAGUGGUUGGGUCAAGGAGAUCGGAGGCAACAAGGCCCCCGUUCCUCUCCUAGGGUACGGAGACGUGACCGUAAUCCUUCUGACCGUAGGCGGUAGGGUACCAGUGCUAAUCCUGAACGCCGCUCAUGUGCCCGAGUCCCCCCACAACCUUCUCUCACUGUCGGCGUUGGCCGAGGAAGGCCACACGUAUUCCGGCCAGAAGGGGGGGCUGACUCUCACUACGAGAGCCGGGGGGAAGGUGUGGUUCCCCCGGACGGGUAAGCUGCUAACUCAAGAAGGCUAUCAAAUCGAGCCGAAGCUGCGNGCUGGGCGAGCGACGCUGCCGGUGCAAGAGAAGGCGCCGGCGGCACCCGACAACGGGACCGGCGACGCUGGUUCGGGCGUCCCCCUGUCGCCUCCUUCGGGAGGAGGCGNCCCGCCGGGCCGCGAAGGGCGUCGGCUCCUCUGGGGCGCCUCGAAGGAAGGACCGCUGCGCCACGGGCUCGAGCGCGGCCGCACACGAAGGGAGACCCGGGAGCUGCAAGGCCCCGAGGAGCCGCCGGGUCCAGACGCCGAGCCAGACGCCGAGCAAGCGCUGCUGGCGGAGAUCAUCGUGGACUACGUUUCCAACUCGCUGGUGCGGGAGCGGUACGACGAGGAGCAGGUCAACAUCGAGUACCGGCGUGAGAUGCAUGAGCUGCCGUACGGCACCGAGCAGCAGGAGGAGGCGUUCGGUGCAGAGGCAGGAGACGACAGGUCAUCGCAACCUCUUCAUGACCCGCAGCUAAGGCCGAAGAGAGACGACGAGUCCUCGGUGGACAAGCCCGUGAGGGAAGCGAUCGGAUGCCUGAUGUGGUUGCUGUUCACGAGGCCGGACAUCGCGCUGCCUUUGAACAAGCUGCAGAAGAUCGCCCACUCACCCACCGAGAGGAUGUGGAACGCGCUUGUGCGGAUCAUGUCCUACCUCAACGAGACGAAGGACCUCGGGAUCACCUACGUCCGCGGAUCAGGGCUAGACCUAGACGUGUUCGUCGAUUCUAGUUACGCCGACAGCACCGUUGACAGGCGUUCGACGACGGGGCUAGCCGUGACUGUAGGUGGGACCGUAGUGUGCGCAUCCACGAAGACACAGCCAGUGACGGCUCAGUCGACCACGGAGGCAGAGUAUAUUGCAGCCGGGGAGGGCGUGAAGGAAGCGUUGUUCGUGCGUGGUGUUCUGUCGUUCAUUGCCCCCGAGACGAGCGGUACCACGAUGAGGGUCCGUGAGGACAACGAGGGGGCUCUCGCGUUGGUGCAGAACCCUUUCAGCUCGGCGAGGAGCAAGCAUAUCGACGUNGGGGAGGGCGUGAAGGAAGCGUUGUUCGUGCGUGGUGUUCUGUCGUUCAUUGCGCCCGAGACGAGCGGUGCCACGAUCAGGGUCCGUGAGGACAACGAGGGGGCUCUCGCGUUGGUGCAGAACCCUUUCAGCUCGGCGAGGAGCAAGCAUAUCGACGUGCGGUUCCACUUCAUCCGCGAGCUCUUCAAGGCGGGCAAGAUCACCGCAGAUGAUGUCUCGACAGAAGAGCAGCACGCCGGUAUGCUGACCAAGGUCCUUGGUAGGGGCAAGUUGGAGUACCACCGGAAGGCUCUGAUGAACCUGCCGAUGUAG
Molecule: messenger RNA, 1704 nt
Organism: Ectocarpus sp. CCAP 1310/34
Lineage: Eukaryota; Phaeophyceae; Ectocarpales; Ectocarpaceae
Source: the annotation of a GenBank genome assembly